Molecule: messenger RNA, 867 nt
Organism: Glarea lozoyensis ATCC 20868
Lineage: Eukaryota; Fungi; Ascomycota; Leotiomycetes; Helotiales; Helotiaceae
Exons: 6
Coding region: 1-867 (288 amino acids)
Source: RefSeq, a predicted model, not a curated record
AUGCGUUCCAACACUUUCAUCGCGGCAUGUGCAUUUACUGCUGUAGCAGUGGCAGUUCCUCUGCCAGCAACCACUGGAAGCAACCCUCUCUCAGACACAGUCACACAAAUUACAGACCUUCUCGGCUCACCUUUUGGAAACGGUAAAGGCAACGGAAAUGGGAACUCUGCGGGAGUUGGUAACGACGGUAAUGGAGCCGGAAACGGAGUGGGCAAUCUUAACGGCAACGGCAAUGGAAAUGCCUUUGGAAAUGGAAAUGAUAUUCUAUCAGGAAAUUCAGGUAUCGGACGCCGACAGGAUAGCUUGACCCAGGUACUCGAAGGUUUGGUGGGUUCACCAGUCGGAAACGGUGUUGGAAACGGAAAUGACAACACAGCUGGUGCUGGGAAUGAUGAGAACGGCUCAGGAAAUGGCCAAAACAACCUUAAUGAGAAUGGAAACGAUAACAUUUUCGGAAACUCAAACUCAAUCCUGUCGGGAAAUUCUGGCAUUGGCAAAAAGGUAAGGAGAUUUCCCCAAAAAACCACCCUCGGGACAUAUGUCGGUACGAUCAUCGACGAUGUUACGGUUCCUUUGGAUCCAACAUCUGCAACCUCAAUCUGGGGAAGCCCAUCAGGCAAUGGCAAUUCAAAUGGGAAUGGCAACACGGCUGGAUCAGGAAAUACCGACAAUGGCAGUGGAAAUGGCUCUGGGAACCUGAACGAUAAUGGUUCAGGCAAUUCAUUAGGCAAUGGCAACGACAUAUUGUCCGGAAACUGUGGAAUCUGCUCGCCUAUCGACAUCGAUCCAAGCAUACCUAUAACCAUCGGCAAAAAGUCGACAACAGCACAACCAUAUCUGGAAAACCAUCUCAUUCAGGACUCCUAA